Messenger RNA from Pogonomyrmex barbatus (red harvester ant), 1324 nucleotides. Its product is annotated as multicopper oxidase 3-like. Gene Ontology annotation, biological process: iron ion transport. Gene Ontology annotation, cellular component: plasma membrane. NCBI's taxonomy places the organism in Eukaryota, Metazoa, Arthropoda, Insecta, Hymenoptera, Formicidae. Gene Ontology annotation, molecular function: oxidoreductase activity; copper ion binding. The record is from RefSeq and is a predicted model, not a curated record.
ACAAAUUAAAAUCGACUUGUAAAUAAUGUUUGCUAAGUAGUAAACUAUAUGAGUUUGCGUCAGAACUGAUAAGAAUCGGCAUUUCCAUAAACAAUUAAGCUUUUUUAAACAAAAGUUGUACAAAAACAAAAGUUGUACCAUGAAGUUGUAAAGAACAGUUUCACUUCGAAAGUGUGUUCAUAGAAUUGUAACGAUCGUAAACAUGCAAUCUUCUUUGUGGUUUUAUUAUAAGAUGUCGUUAUCAUCAAUAUUUGCAUUUAUGCUAUUUUGGAUAAUUUUUAAUAUUCAGUUUUGCAAAGGAUAUUGGUGGUGGACAGAAACUCAAAAUUACGUACAGUUUUCAACACCAGAAGAAUGUGCGCGAGAAUGCCGAGAUAACGAAGCACCGAAAUAUUGUUAUUAUCUUUUCGUCCUUGAAUAUUACACAGUAAAUGUAUUUUCUAUUAACCGCAUGAUACCAGCUCCAAGUAUUCAAGUUUGCAAAAAUGACUAUGUCAUUGUUGACUUAAAAAAUGAAGCUGAAGGACUUGAGACGAGUAUACAUUGGCAUGGAAUCUUUCAAAAUGGAUAUCAAUAUUAUGAUGGUGUACCAUAUUUGACGCAAUGUCCAAUUUUAUCAGCAAAUACAUUCAGAUACCAAUUUAAAGUUAAAAAUUCGGGAACUCAUUUUUAUCACUCUCACGAAUCAGUACAAAUGAUGGAUGGACAAUAUGGAUCUUUUAUUGUACGUGAUCCACCAAGGACGAAUCCUCAUAAAACUUUAUAUGAUAAAGAUGUUCCCGAACAUGUAAUUGUUAUUAGCGAUUGGUUUCAUGAAUUAGCGUUGGAGCGAUUUCCUGGACGAUUUAGAAGAAACCGUGGACAAACUCCAGACAAUUUUUUAAUCAAUGGUAGAGGUAAUUGGACGGAUCCUUUAACGGGAGUGAGCACAAAUGUAUCCCUGUCAAUGUUUAUAGUGGAAAGCGGAAAAAAAUACAGAUAUCGUAUAAUAAAUGCAUUUAGUACUGUUUGCUUGGCUGAAAUUAAAAUAGAAAGACACUCCAUGCAAAUAAUUGCCACAGAUGGUGAAAAUAUACAGCCAAUAUCGGUAGAUGCAAUUACUAUGGCUUCAGGUGAACGUGUUGAUUUUAUUAUUCACGCAAACCAAACUCCGGGUUUUUACUGGUUACAUGUACGAGGACUUGGGGAAUGUGCAGAAAAGCAAAUAUAUCAAUUAGGAAUUCUCGCUUAUCAGAAUACUUCUAAAUCAUCGCUAUCAUCGAAUCCAGGAUAUUCGUUUCGCACAUCUAGUAAUGUCGUGAGUAUAAUAUACAGAAAAUUAUAA